This is a messenger RNA of Plodia interpunctella (Indianmeal moth), 2425 nucleotides long. RefSeq names its product Peroxisomal Membrane Protein 34 (gene PMP34). Gene Ontology annotation, molecular function: coenzyme A transmembrane transporter activity; NAD transmembrane transporter activity; FMN transmembrane transporter activity. Gene Ontology annotation, biological process: transport. Gene Ontology annotation, cellular component: peroxisomal membrane. NCBI's taxonomy places the organism in Eukaryota, Metazoa, Arthropoda, Insecta, Lepidoptera, Pyralidae. The record is from RefSeq and is a predicted model, not a curated record. The coding region runs from base 159 to 998 and encodes 279 amino acids. The transcript is spliced from 4 exons.
GUCUAUGGAUGGAGUUGACUUAACGUCACAGAGUACAUUUUUGUAAACUAGGUACCUACCUACCUAACUAAUCUUGAGGUUGGGCUAGUUACGCUAAGGACUUAGGUAGGUAGGUAGCUUCUGUGUACCCACAUGUAGGUAUCUUACCAAUUUUCGAGAUGCCGUCAUCAUUAUUUAGUUACGAGACCUUGGUACACGCCAUCGCUGGAGCUACGGGUAGUGUGGUUGGCAUGGCAGCAUUUUAUCCCCUGGAUACACUUAGAUCAAGAUUACAAGUUGAAGAUUCCAACAAGCUGCAGGGCACAUCUUGGCAGUUGUUACUGAAGCUUGCAAAUGAAGAGGGCAUUGAUUCCUUAUACCGUGGUUUAGCACCAGUACUGCAAUCACUGUCAGUUUCAAACUUUGUUUACUUUUAUACAUUUCAUUCCCUAAGGAGAGUUUUUUACAAGGACCCUUCUGCUUUAAAAGAUUUGUUGAUAGGGUUAGUCGCAGGGAGCAUAAAUGUAAUUUUGACAACUCCAUUAUGGGUUGUUAAUACUAGGAUGAAGUUAGAAACAAAGACUUACAAAACCCUUUUGGGUGGGCUGUUGGAAAUAUCAAAGACUGAAGGCCCCAAGGGAUUGUGGUCGGGAACUGUACCUUCAUUAGUACUAGUUUCUAACCCAGCCAUCCAGUUUAUGGUAUAUGAAUACCUGAAGAGACAACUCACAGCCAAAGGCAAUUUUGAUACUUACUCUGCAUUUUUGAUUGGUGCUGUUGCUAAAGCAAUAGCUACAACUUUAACAUAUCCCCUGCAAUUAGUACAGUCUCGUCUCCGAGCUGGCACCAGCCUAAAACCUAUAUUGAAAGAUGUUAAAUCCAAGCCUUCUGUCCUGUUCCGUGGUUUAGAAGCCAAACUUUUACAAACAGUUAUGACAGCCGCUUUAAUGUUUCUAAUAUAUGAAAAAGUUGUGCGUAUGGUACUGUUAAUUAUGAGGGUGAGAAUGUCUAAAAGAUAAAUCACAGUAAACAAAAGGUGGUAGUAUUCAAUUACUUUUGUAGGCAAUGGGUUAAAAUUAUGAAUCUUAUUUGACAGAUGGUAUUUUGAAUCCAAAUGUUUUAUUUUAAAGAUUUUUGUGAUGUUAGUUUUAAGUUGUUAGAACCAUGACAAACAAUAAUAAUACGACAUUUGCAAUUUAUAUUAGGUGUUGGAAUUGGACAAUUGAAUCUAAUUAAAGUAUGUGAUAUCAAUGAUUAGUGUCAAGAAUGCUUGUCAAAAAAAUUAUUUAGAUUAGGUGCUGGCAUUUACGAGUAAAUGGCUAAACGAAAUUGACCUCUAGCUGCUGUAAUACAUGUUGCAAUGUUAUCUUAUACCUGUUUUAGUUCAUUUUGCUGAAAAUAGUGCCAAACAUUAAAUAAGAGAAACAAGUGAAAUGUUCAUGUGAUUACUAUAUCCAAAGACAUUGAAAAUAUCACACAUGUAGUGUAGACUCAUAGGUAAACACCAAAUGUAUUUGUCAAGAAAUAAAAUUAUUUGGUUUGUAUGGAGCACUUGUAUCAAGCGGUGGUGGUGUAAUGGUUAAGACGCCCGCCUGUGGAACGAACGUUCCCAGGUUCGAAUCAUACUCGUGCCACAUGAGUUUGUAUACCAAUCUGACUCAUGUAUCCACCACUUCCUUCCGGUGAAGGAAAACAUCGUGAGGAAACCUGCACACUGGUUGAUUCUUAUUAACUUGUGUGUGAAAUGGAGAAGGCAAUGGCAAACCACUCCAUUAAUGCUAAGAAAGUUGUUGUGUUUCAUUCAACGUAAUAACCACGACCCUCAGUCAUGAGGAAUACAACUAUGAAGAUGGAGCACUAGUUUUCUAGGGCAUUAUAUUUACAAGGUUAGUAGUGAUUGAUAAAAUAAAUAAUGUUGCAAGCUUGGUGGAACUUUGCUACAACGAAUAAGUGCAGUAACAUUGAAAUACAUCUAAAAUUUUCACAAAAUGCUAGGAACAUUUGAAUAUGACAGAUAAAAAAUAUUGAGACUUACAUAUAUGUAAUUCCUUUUCAAUUCCAUAGUCGCGAGGAAUGCAAAUAUAUGUGACAUUUUGUCUUUAUAUAACACUUGGUACCAGAUAAAUAUCAUAGCACACUUAUACCGCACCACUCGCUGUCAGCUCUAAGAAUGUAAAAUGUACCAAGUUUGCUGGGUCUUGCUAUACGAAUUUACGGAUACAAGUAAAGCAAUUAUUUUUUUGUGAAAUUUCUCUAUUUCUCGAUAAACCAAACCAAACCCUCUGCACCAAAUGUAUACCUUCUGAUGUUUUAAAAAAUACCCUUUAUAUUUUCGGUCAAUGACACAAUAUUUUUUUAUAUACAAAAUAUUUUGCAAUAAAAAGUAGAUAAUUUCUUUUAUUGUAGGGAUUGUUAUGGAUAAUAAUAAAUGGUGAAAGAAUUUCAA